AUGGCUCUUCAUACUCUCUUUCUGUGCAUUGCUCUGCUCGUCGUCUACACGCUCUGGAAGCGAUACUCAGCCAGGCAUAGCAUACCACAUGGCUUGAAGCCACUUCCAGGCCCGAAAGGCAUUCCAUUCCUCGGUGUCGUCCCCCAGGUCCCAGAGAAGAACGCCCAUAUCAAAUUCGCAGACUGGGGCAAGCAAUACGGGCCCAUCUACCAGUGCAACCUCGCCGGCACAAACCACGUCUGGAUCUCAUCCGACCAAAUCGCCAAAGACCUCCUCGCAAAGAAAGGCGCCAUCUACUCCGACAGACCACACAUCCCCGCCCUCGAAUCCGACAACCGCACCAGCGCGCAAUACCUCCCCUUACUCUCCAAAAACGACGCAUGGCUCCGCCAACGCAAAUUCGCAACCCACAUCAUGCGCGCCUCCGAAGCCGCCUCCUUCCACCACUACCCCGAACUCGAAGCAAAACGCCUCCUCACCGAACUCCUCGACGCGCCCCACGCGUACAACACCGCCCUCGAAUCCUUCGUCGCCCGCGUCACCUGCCGCCUCGCCUGGGGCCACGCCGACGCCGCCGACGAACUCAAGCAGCGCGCCCGCGAGCUCCUCAUCGCCGUCUCGCCCACCGGUGCGCUCGGCAACAGACUCCCCGCCAUCAUGCGUCUCCCCGCCUGGCUCAGCCCCAGCAAAGCAUGGGAGCAGCGCCGCGCACGCACGGAGCGCGCCUUCUUCACUACCAUGCAGCGCACCGUCGAGCACGAUAUGCGUGCCCCUGACGCGGAUGCUGCGCCGCAGAGCUGGAUGCGCGCGUUCUUAGAGGCGCCGAGCAGGUUUGGCUUUGUGGGCGGGGAGGCGGCGGAGGGGGCGUAUGCGGUGGGGAUGCAUGGGAUUGCCGGUGCGCUGACGAUUGCGGCGCCCAUGCAGACGUUUUGUCUGGCUAUGUGCUGGUAUCCGCAGUUUCUGCCGUUGUUGCAUGAGGAGCUGGAUCGGGUUUGUGGGGAGAGGUUGCCGUGUGCGGGGGAUAGGGCGGAGUUGCCGUUUCUGAGGGCGUGUAUACGGGAGUGUUUCCGGUGGAGGCCGCCGGUGCCGACGGGUAUCCCGCAUGCCCUGACGCAAGACGACGAGUAUAACGGCUACCAUAUUCCCGCCGGCAGCGUCAUGCAUCCUCUAGAAUGGGCCAUAUCCCGCACACCCUCCCUCUACCCCUCCCCCGAAACCUUCAACCCCCUCCGCUGGCUCGACCCUGCCUCACCAGUCUACCAAGCCCCCCUCACCACCCACCCCACCAUCAUCGGUUGCUCGCAAUUCGGCUACGGCCGCCGCGUCUGUCAGGGCCAGGCCGUAGCAGACGAAGACCUACUCGUAGGCAUCGGCAGCUUGGCAUGGCUAUUCGAUAUCGGAAGGACCCGGCAGAAAGAGCAGAAACAAGGAGAUGGAGACAGACAAGAAAGACAAAAAGGCAAACCAGCACAAGGCAGCAAACGAGAGCGCCACGAAGCAGACGACCAAACGCAAAAGCCCAAGAAACUCCGCAAACCCGCCCCGCACCCACGCAACACCCUCAUCCGCCCCACCAUCUCCGCCGAAGAACUCCACACCGGCUUCCGCGAUUCCUCACCCCCUCAUAGCCCUACAACCCCUUCUUCCCCCUUUCCCCAAUCCACCCUUCCCUCUCCCCCACUUCCAGACCACUCCCCAGACCUCGCCCCCCAGACCCUCUCCUUCUCAAAACUCCUCAUCGCCAAACCGCUUCCCUUUGACUUCGCGCUCACCGUGCGGAGGGGAUGCGAGAAGAGGGUGGAGAUGGUGAGGGGGAUGUUUGAUGAGUUGAAGGAAAGGGGGGAGUUUGGCGAUGAGAGGCGGUUUUGGGGGGCACUCGAGCUUCGAGGAUAUACUAUCUAUAUUGAGACCUGA
This is a messenger RNA of Pseudovirgaria hyperparasitica, 1914 nucleotides long. RefSeq names its product cytochrome P450. The record is from RefSeq and is a predicted model, not a curated record. The transcript has 6 exons. Gene Ontology annotation, molecular function: iron ion binding; oxidoreductase activity, acting on paired donors, with incorporation or reduction of molecular oxygen; heme binding. The coding region runs from base 1 to 1914 and encodes 637 amino acids. NCBI's taxonomy places the organism in Eukaryota, Fungi, Ascomycota, Dothideomycetes, Acrospermales, Acrospermaceae.